Messenger RNA from Anopheles aquasalis, 4338 nucleotides. RefSeq names its product CD109 antigen-like. Gene Ontology annotation, cellular component: extracellular region. Lineage: Eukaryota; Metazoa; Arthropoda; Insecta; Diptera; Culicidae. The record is from RefSeq and is a predicted model, not a curated record. Gene Ontology annotation, molecular function: endopeptidase inhibitor activity.
GUUCAGUUCAGUUGGAGCAGCGUAGCGGAUCACUGCUGUUUGCGAGAAGUCCAUCUUGAGCGCCAUGAACCGCUACUACCUCAUUCCUUGGAUGCUCGCGGUAUUGCUGAUCAACGAGUGUAGCAGUUUGUUGUUGGUCGCACCGAAAGUGAUUCGUCCGCAGCAGAAUUAUACGAUCGUGAUCAGUCACUUUGGUGCCAGUGAUAGUGUCCAGCUGAGUGUCCGUUUGGAAGGCAUCGAGACUGGGGCUGGCAGAUCCUCGCUAAACCUCACCAAGCUCACCACCGUGCAGAAAAACGCAAAUGCAGUGGUUCACUUGAGCAUUCCCGAUCAGCUGGCACAAACCAGCAGCUACAAACUGACUGUCGACGGUCAGCAAGGUUUCCGUUAUCAUCGUGAGACGGACCUCGAGCUCAAGGCCAACACCGUAACCGGUCUGAUCCAGCUUAGCCAGCCCGUCUACAAACCGGGCGAUACGGUUCAGUUCCGUGCGAUCGUGCUAGACAGCGAGUUGCUGCCGCCCCAAGGAGCACCAAACACUGGCGAUAACGUGCGCGUAACGGUAGAGGAUCCAAACGGGAACGUGAUACGCCGUUGGCCCGCUGCCCGCCUUCAGGCUGGAGUUUUCGCGGAUCGACUCACUAUCGCGGCCACACCCCUGCUCGGUGAUUACAGCAUCAGCGUCACGUCCGGCCACGAUGGUCAGCGUGUGCUGUGCAGCAAAUCGUUCUCAGUGCACGAAUACGUACUGGCAUCGUUCGAUGUAGACGUCCGGCCAGCUACGGUGCCACUGGAGGCACAUCAGGGCCUAAACCUUACGCUAACGGCACAGUACAACGUGGGAUUACCGGUACAGGGGACGGCACGCGUUGAACUCUAUCUCGAGGAUGACAUCCUGGAUCAAAGCCGCACGGUGCAGCUCAUUGGGAGUGCCGUGCUGCAGCUCCAUUUCCAGUCGGAGCUUUUGAUCAUCGAGGAAGACCGUCAGAGUGUGCGCGUGAAUGUCACCUUCACCGAGCAGCUCACGAAUCGAACCAUUUCGAAGCAGCGCUACAUUACCGUCUACAAGCACCAGUAUCGUGUGGAACUGCACAAGGAAGCGCCAACCUUCCGUCGGGGAUCUUCGUUCUCGUGUUCACUGAAGGUCGUACAGCAAGAUGGUCGACCGGCAAGCGGCAUUGCAGUUAAUGUGAUUAUGGAGGGACUAAAAGAACCGUUUGAUAAGCGUUUCACCACGGAUGCGGCCGGAGUAAUCAAACUCGUGCUACCGACGAGCAAAUCUGCGGAGUACAUCGAAGUUGAGGCACUGAUCGAUGGUAAUCAGCUGCUAGAGGAAACGAUAGACGCGUCGCAACAGGAUGGCGGAGCAAUGCUGAAGGUCACACUGGAUGCUCCAUUGAAGCUUGAUCACGACAUUUCUCUGCUGGUGACGUGCUCAAAGGGCACAACCUUCUACCUUUACUACGUGCUUUCGAGAGGAAACAUCAUUAAUUCAGGGUACGUUCCACUAAGCAAAGACUCGGUCUCGCAUCGUCUGCAGCUGAAGCCUUCCGAUCGGAUGCUCCCAAAGUCCACCGUGAUCGUGGCCACCGUGGUCACCGCAAGCCGGGUGGUGUUGUACGAUUUCGUCGAGCUCGACUACCAGGCACUUCGCAACAAUUUCACGAUGAAAUUAGACAAAACGGUGCUAAAACCGGGACAAGAUCUGCAAUUGCGAAUGUCAGGCCGUGCUGGAUCGUUCGUCGCGCUGGCCGCUUACGACAAAAGUUUGCUGCAGUUCGGCCAACAGCACGAUCUGUUCUGGAAGGAUGCACUGGCCGCACUCGCUGGCUUCCAUGCGAUCGAUGACAACAGCUUUGAUCCUUUUCAGCGCUUCGGUCUAAUCGUUCAAACCCUGGAUGGAGUUUCACUUGACAGUGGCAACACAAAAACUGGCCGCGAGGGAGCUCCAGCCAGGAAAACCAAAGCGAAGCCAACUGUCUCCUUUAGGAGCAACUUCCUGGAAUCGUUUCUCUGGACGACUUUAAACAUGCCGGCCUCUGGAUCCACCGAGCUAUCCCAAAAGGUACCGGACACUACCACAGCCUGGUACCUGACCGGUUUCUCCAUCGAUCCCCUGCACGGACUCGGUAUCAUCGAGCAGCCGCUCCAGUUCAUCACCGUCCAACCGUUCUACAUUGUCGACAGUUUGCCGUACUCUGUGAAGCGUGGUGAAGCGGUCGUCCUUCAGUUCAGUCUUUUCAGCCAGCUUGCGACGACUCAGAAGGCCCAAGUGACACUCUAUACUGUGGCCAAUCGAACGGAGAUCGUCGGUCAACCGGUUACAGCACAAAGCCUCACCAAGACGGUCACCGUUCCGCCGAACGUUGGUGUGUCGGUCACCUUCCUGGUAAAAGCGCGCGCCAUCGGUGAGAUGGUGGUACGCGUCAAAGCCGCCUGUGGCAGCGAAGUGGACGAACUGGAGAAGGUGAUCCGCGUUGUGCCGGAAAGUUUGAUCCAGCGUCGCCAUGCAUCACGGUUCUUCUCCCACUCAACCUACACCAAUCAGACGUUUGCGGUCGUGCUGGACAUUGACAAGCAGGCGGAUGAGCGUUCGCGACGGAUCGAGUUCACGCUCGUGCCAAAUCUGCUAACUUCGGUGCUGAAAAACCUUGGCAAUCUGCUGAGCGUACCGAGUGGUUGCGGUGAACAGAAUAUGGUCCGCUACGUACCGAAUAUCCUCGUGCUUGACUAUCUGACGGCGAUCGGAUCACGCGAGACACAGUUGAUCAAUCGUGCGACGGAACUGCUAAGGGUUGGUCAUCAGAAUCAGCUCCGGUAUCGGCAACCGGAUGGUUCGUUUGGUUUGUGGGCAGGAUCCGGUGGUGGUGUCUUUCUGACCGCUUUCGUCGGUAGUUCGAUGAAGAUCGCCUCGAAGUAUAUUACCGAUGUGGAGCCGAGCAUUGUGCGGCAAGCGUUCGAAUGGCUUGCCACUAAGCAGCACGAAACGGGACGGUUCGAUGCUGCCGGUGCGAUGUAUCAUCGCGAUAUGCAGGGUGGACUGCGUGAUGGCAUUGCUUUGACGUCGUACGUACUGAUUGCUUUCCUGGAGAAUGCCGAUGCUGCCCGUAGUCAUCCGAAGGUGAUCGAACGGGGCAUUCAGUACGUAACGGCAGCACUUCCCAACAUCAAAGAUGCUUAUGAUCUCUCGAUCGCAACGUACGCACUAUGGUUGGCUCGUCAUCCACUGCGGACUGAGGCACUGGAGCGACUGGACAACCUGAGUACCACAAAAAAUAACGGCACCGAGCGAUACUGGGUCCGAUCGGCGAACGGAAUCGAAACGACGGCCUACGCGCUCCUAUCGUACGUACUGGCCGAACGCUACCUCGAGGGUGUACCGAUCAUGCGCUGGUUGGUGGGGCAACGGUACGAAACCGGUAGCUUCCCCCGUACCCAGGACACGUUCGUCGGUCUGAAGGCGCUCUGCAAAAUGGCGGAAAAGGUAGCACCAGCACGGAACGAUUACUCGAUCCAACUGGUCUAUCCCCAUCGGCGUCGUGAGUUUCGCGUUACGUCCACUGACCUCGAGCAGAUGAGCUACGAUGAGUUCACGGACGCGACGAAUAAACUGGAGUUCCAUGUACAGGGCACCGGUUUCGGGCUGCUACAGGUGUCCUAUCAGUACGGUAUGGAGCUGACCAAGUUCGCCAACCAGUUCGUGCUGGAUGUGACCAAACGGAAUGGUUCGGCGGAGACGAAACUGGUGCUGGAUGUGUGCACCAGCUACAUGCCGAAGUUGAAGGACGAACGUUCGAAUAUGGUGCUGGUGGAGGUUAACUUUCCGAGUGGGUAUGUUGCGGAAAAGGAUCCACUGAGUGCGACCACCAACGUUAAUCCGAUAAAGAACGUAGAGAUUCGCUUCGGUGGUACGUCCGUGGUGCUGUAUUACAACAACAUGGGCACCGAGAGGAACUGCUUCGCGGUAACGGCGUACCGGCGCACACGAGUCGCACUCAAUCGGCCAGCCUACGUCAUCGUGCACGAUUACUAUGAACCAGAAAAGAAUGCCGUGAGGACGUAUGAGGUGGAGCGCCGGGAUGUGUGCGAGCUUUGCGAUGGGAGCAAAGAGUGCCGUGAGGUGUGCCAAGAAGGGUAGUGCUUGCUGUUUGUUUAAAUAACUGAUCGAAGAAUGAUAUCGGCAGGCAAUGGCAGAGAGUUGCCUUGUUGUAUAUUGCACAGAGAGCAUCCAGGAAUUCUAUGACAUUUGGUUUAAAUUGAAUCAUUAGUGUUUAAUAAAAAAUCAAUAAAUACUAUUUUCCAGUUAGCAGAACAACCACAAAAAAUAAAAUAUAUCAC